CACACUUACUAUCUGGUCACCCUAGUCCAAGUGGGCCCCAGCCAUGCUCUCAUGGCACCUCCAAGAAGCCUGCCAAAGCCUGCAUGGCGCACAGGGUGCUUUACUCCCAUCUAGGCGGAGAGGCUGUCGGAUGUUUCACUCUCAGCAGGAGCCCAGCGUUGGUUUUGCAGUGCACCCAGGAACAAAGCUGGGCAAGUGGCUGCGGCCCCAGCCCGCUGGAUCCUGGAGGGCGCAGAGCGUGGGGUGGCUGGGGAAGGAAACUUGCGCAAGAACAAGUAUAAGGCCCAAACCCCCACCCAGGAGCCCAGCCCAGCCUCCCGGAGAGGAACUUCCCAUCGCCGCAGCCAGACGGAGGAAGCCGGGGCUGAACGACACAGCGCCUCUGCCGCCCCGCAGCACAGCAUGGGGCAGCUGCCGCCGCCAGGCAGCUAGAGCAGCCGCUGAGCCGAUGGAGGAGCUGGCCAUGCCCAUGGGGCCGUGCAGGAAGAAGGACUCCCGGCGCCCCGGCCCCGCCGCGCCCCCGCUGCCCUGGGCGCUGCUGAUCGCCCUGGUUGGGGCCGGGGUCGUCGUGUGCCAGCCGCACUACACCCUGCCCGUGCCCAUCGACAACAUCGCGGCGAGCGGGGACAGCCUCCUGCUGGCGGGCGGCAACUGCAUCUACAAGCUGAACCGGUCCCUGAGCCUGCUGCACCUGGCGCACGCGGCGGGGGCGCAGGACUGCGCGCAGCCGGCGGGCACCCACAACAAGCUGCUGCUGCCCGACCUGGAGGGCGGCCGCCUGCUCACCGGCUGGACCCUGUACCACGGCAGCUGCCAGGUGCGGUUCCUGGGCAACCUGACGGUGCUGACCAACCAGACCGAGGUGGUGAGCUGCCUGCCGCAGGGCUCCACCAGCGGGGUGCUCUUCGCGCUGCAGCCCGGCCUCCGCUUGCUGGCGCUGGCCGCUGCCUACUCGCUGUCCAAUCAGUCCGACUCCGAUCUGAGCUGCGUUCCCUCGGCCUCGGACGCCAACACGGUGCUCACCGUGCGCAGCCUGCCGGAGAUGAGCCUGGCCGAGAAGUAUUUUGCGACGCUGAAGCGCCCCGCCAAAGGGCCCCCACUACACUUCGUGGACGCCUUCCUGUGGGGCGAGCACCUCUUCUUCCCCUACUACCCCUUACCCCCGGAGGACCACCAGGCGGCGCCGCAGCCCAGCGUGGCCGUGCUGAAGUGCCAGAAGGACCACAUCAGCCUCGUAGGCGAGCUACGCCUGGACUGCGGCGCCCGCAGCACCCUGCUCUCCUCCAGCCUCCUGGAGCAGGCGGGCUUGUGGGCCGGGGUCUUCAGCGCCGAGCCGGGCGAGCGGCGCUGGGACUCCACCGCGCUCUGCAUCUUCGACAUGCAGCAGAUGGCCGAGAAGGGGGGCAACAGUUGCAGGUCUUUAGGCGAAAACAAUGGAAACCGCGAUUGUCAAAAACUGUUAUCACCGGUCAAAAAGUCACCAACCUUGAUCCAUUCUGAUUUAUCAGCUGUUUAUGCUACUAUAGUUUUGAACAAGACAGUUUUGUUUUUGGGAACAAAAGAUGGACAGUUACUGAAGGCUAUUCUUAACGACAAUAUGGAACCGAACUGCCCAGAGAUUUUGUAUGAAAUUGAAGAAGAAUCUUCUGUUUUUCCCAAACUUGUACUUGACCCAGUGGAUAGUGACUACAUAUAUCUGGCAUUUGCUAACAAGGUGAGAAGAAUACAGGUUGCAAACUGCAAUAAAUAUGGUUCCUGUAAAGAAUGUUUAUCUGCAAAGGAUCCACACUGUGGAUGGUGUCAUUUAAGGAAAAGGUGCACUUUAAAAGGAGAUUGUUCACAUUCAGAUAACUCAAGGGACUGGGUUAACAUUUCACAUGAAGCUGAUGAAUGCCUUACAAUCCAGAUACGUCUCACUGGUAGAAACGAGAUUGUUGUGACUGCAAUUGGACAUGUUUCAGCAGUCUCCAAAGGACACUUUGUUUGUAUUGUGAAAGAGACAAAAACCGACCAAGUACUUUGUAAAAAGGAAGAGCCACAAAUCAUGAACUGUUCUUGCAAGCUAAAUAAUUCAGCACUAAGCAACAGGGCUGUUCAAGUGACACUCAUCUCUGAUUCUUGGAAUUUGUCAAAAACAUUUCAGUUGAAAAAUUUCUCAAGAUGUAUCAGCACUCGUGUUUGUACCUUCCGUGAAAGAAAGCAUAUCUCUCCCUUUGUUGCCUGCAAGCCUGAUGAUUCUGGGCAAGUUCAGGAUGAUUGUCAUCCGAUUGAUAAACAAGGGGAUGUGCCAGCCACUACUGCUUCCCAAAUGAAAGCUACUACACAGAUGUCAGAGCCUCUCUGCAAUAUUUCCAUAGAAUCUGUAUGGAUAUCAGUGUUAGGUAAAAGAGACGUGAUAAUCAAAGGAGCAAACUUUACAGAAGCGUCAAACAUUACAGUGGUGUUGACUGGAACCAGUAGCUGCAAACAAGACAACAUACAAGUCAGCAAGGUGUUAAAUGACACACAUGUGAGAGUCUCUCUCCCACCUGGACGCAAAGAGGCCAAGAGUGUAUGCAUAAAGGCCAAUGGGCGUCAAUGUUCACCACCAAUCACAGUAUAUUAUGUCUCUGAGCCAUCAUGUACUAAAAUAGAGCCAAACACCACUUGGGCCAGUGGCGGUCGCAAAAUAACCCUCUUUGGGAGAAAUUUUAAUGUGACAGACAGUAUCAUUAUUUCAGAUGACCAGAGAUUCAAAUUUAAUGUCUCUGGAUGUCCUGGAAGUACUUCUCCAUAUAGUUUCCUAACACCAGAUGUUAGCUUUUCAGAAGAGUAUAAAUGUUUUGAUGUGUCACUAAACGUGGAAACUGUCCUUAUACCUUGUAUGCAAUUACAAUAUUAUCCUGACCCUAUAUUUAUUGACUAUCAACUGCAUAUUGAGAUGGACCCACAUCUGGAAUUAAAAUUAUAUAAAAAAAAUGACAACUUAAAUAUUUCUGAAAAUGAGAUUGGCGUCACUCUCACUCACAUGAUGAAUGAUAUACAUUUGGAACCUAUCAUCUUCAGGGUUCAAAAUAUUACCCAAACCCUAGAUCGUACUACUAUACUGUGCAAAGUCGAUAGGGAAAAACCAGGCAAGAUUGAGUUAUCCACUGUGAAAGUUUGGGUCACAUUAGGAAACUUUUCGCAGGAAGUUCAAAAGCAAUCAUCGCACAAAUAUUUUUAUGUUCUGUCUUUGCUGCCUAUCUUAUUACUGGGUGUAAUUGUUGUGGCAAUCAUAGUAACUAGAUACAAAUCCAAACAAUUAACCCGUAAACUGAGUCAACAAAUUGAACUGUUAGAAUGUGAAAUUCGGAAAAAAAUACGUGAUGGAUUUGCAGAACUACAGAUGGAUCACUUAGAUGUGGUGGAUAGUUUUGGAACUGUUCCCUUCCUCGACUACAAACAUUUUGCUCUUAGAACUUUCUUCCCAGAGUCAGGCAGCUUUGCAUCCAUUUUCAUUGAAGACAUGCACACUAAUGUGUCACAGAGCAGAGACCCCAGGCAAAAGGAUGAAAGCCUCACCAUGUUGCAUGCUUUAAUUUGUAACAAGGAUUUUCUUGUUACUCUCAUUCACACCCUUGAAAAACAGAAAAAUUUCUCUGUGAAAGACAGGUGCUUGUUUGCAUCCUUCUUGACUAUUGCACUACAAAGUAAACUAGUCUACCUAACCCAUAUUCUAGAAGUCUUGACCAAGGACUUGAUGGAGCAGUCUAGCAAUACGCAACCUAAGCUCAUGCUAAGGCGCACAGAAUCUGUCGUAGAAAAACUGCUGACAAAUUGGAUGUCUGUUUGCCUUUCUGGUUUUCUACGGGAGACAGUUGGAGAACCAUUCUAUAAGCUUGUGACUGCCCUCAAUCAGAGGAUAAACAAAGGGCCGGUAGACGUAAUAACUUGCAAAGCCCUGUAUACACUAAAUGAAGACUGGCUUCUGUGGCAAGUGACCGAAUUCAAACCAGUGGCACUGAAUGUCUUCUUUGAAAAAAUCCCAGAAAAUGAGAGUGCAGAUACCUGUCUUGAUAUCGAAGCUAAUGUUCUGGAUUGUGAUACCAUAGAGCAAGCCAAAGAGAAGAUCUUUCAAGCAUUUCUAAACAAGAAUGGCUCUCUUUAUGGGCUUCAGCUCAGUGAAAUUGGUCUUGAACUUCAGUCUGGUGCACAGCAAAAAGAACUGUUAGAUAUCGAUGGUUCCUCUGUGAUUCUGGAAGAUGGGAUAACAAAGCUAAACACCAUAGGUCACUAUGAGAUUUCAGAUGGAGCAACUAUAAAAGUCUUUAAAAAGAGAACUAAUUUCACAUCAGAUGUGGAAUACUCUAACAAACACUGUCAUUUGAUUUUACCUGACUCUGAAGAGCCACAGGGAGCAAUGCACAAAGGAAAGCAAAAAUUUGAAGUGAAAGAAAUGUAUCUGACAAAGCUGCUGUCUACCAAGGUUGCAAUUCAUUUAGUUGUUGAAAACCUCUUUAAAAGCAUUUGGAGUUUACCCAACAAUAAAGCCCCAGUUGCCAUCAAAUACUUUUUUGACUUUUUGGAUGCUCAGGCAGAAAGUAAAAAAAUUACAGAUCCUGAUGUGGUCCAUAUAUGGAAAACCAACAGUCUUCCUCUUCGCUUCUGGGUGAAUAUAUUGAAGAAUCCUCAGUUUGUCUUUGAUAUUAAGAAGACACCACAUAUAGAUGGCUGUUUGUCAGUAAUUGCACAAGCUUUCAUGGAUGCCUUUUCUCUAACAGAACAGCAGCUGGGAAAGGAUGCACCAACAAAUAAACUUCUCUAUGCUAAGGAUAUUCCACUCUACCAGGAGGAGGUGAAAGCUUACUAUAAAGCAAUCAGGGAUUUGCCUCUAUUGCCAUCAGAGGUAGAAGAAUUUUUAACUCAGGAAUCUAAGAAACAUGAAAAUGAAUUAAAUGAGGACGUGGCCUUGACUGAAAUCUACAAAUACAUAGCAAGAUAUUAUGAUGAAAUUCGAAGUAAAUUAGAGAGAGAACGGGGGCUAGAAGAUGCCCAGAAAGAUCUCCUGCAUAUAAAAGCCUUAUUUGAUGAAAAGAAAAAAUGCAAGUGGAUGUGACCAGAGCACACGGGCCCAGGACUGUAAUCUGGUGAAUUUUUAAACUAGAGGUGCUGGUACCAAACUAGUGUUUUGGCUGGUUAUGUGUAUUUUUUUUUUUUAAACCAUUUGGAUAUUGUUCUCCAUUAUGACCAUGUAAAGUGUAGGGUAUAAACAACAGGCAUGCAUACAGGGCUAGACUUUCAAAUAUAGGCAUGUAAAAGUGCAUGUGAGCCUUGUACUCAUGCAUUGAGCCUGCUUAGUAUUAUACGUGCAUUUGUGUGCCCAGACCCCCUGAUUUGAAAGUCUGCCCCACGUAUUUUAAAAUGAAAUAAACCUGCAGAAACCAGUGUACUCACUGUAAGUUAGAGAAACUUUCACGUAAGCAUGUUUUUUGUAGGUCACUGCCACCUUAUUAACAGAGAAUAGUGCUAAUUAGUCAUACACCCUGACACUUCAUUGGUCUUAGUGUGGCCUUAAAUACUAUUUUAAGUACAAUUCCCCUCCCUUGUUCCCCCUUAAACACAAAAAUGUGCUAGUUUUGUUUGAAAACAAUAGAAGAGUAGCACUUAUGACCAGGUAAUUCAGUAUUAGCAGAAAAGCUGGCUGAGAGGCUCCAGGGCUAGAUGUGAUGAACCAUUUUUUUAACUCAAGGUAUACUGAUUCUUGUUUUAGAAAUUCUCAAUGUGAAAGAAUCCAAAGUUGUGCAGAACAUUAGGUUGCUGGUGCAAUCCACUGUUCCAAGGACAUUUUCCAUAGUUUACGUUGCUUAUAAUUUUUUAAGAUUUGAGAGUAUCAAGACAGUCCUGAACACAUUUAUGUUUUCAUGAUGGUACACCUCUACCCCGAUAUAACGCUGUCCUCGGGAGCCAAAAAAUCUUACUGCGUUAUAGGUGAAACCGCGUUAUAUCGCACUUGCUUUGAUCCGCUGGAGUGUUCAGCCCCGCCCUCCCCCGGACCGCUGCUUUACCGCGUUAUGUCCGAAUUCGUGUUAUAUCGGGUCGUGUUAGGUCGGGCUAGAGGUGUAUAUAAAUAUUCCCAUUAUUUCACUAAAUCAAAUGGAGGUUGGUUUUUUUGGGUGAUAAAAGAUUUACUUAGUGGCAGUUGAGACUAGUGUGGACGAGGGGACUCUAGUUUUCACUGUGGCUACUAGUUUCUCAAAUGUAUAAAGCUGGUAGUUUGCCUGAGAGCACAAGUGACGUGUUCUGUUGGAAGUUUAGGGUUAUUCUAAGAAAUUGCAAAAAAGCAAAAGUCGGUCACAGUUGCUGAUGUUUUUACUGCUGUGUAUAUGGUGCUACUUUUUGAUACAUACAGUAGAGCUGGGCUUUGCUUGAGAGAUCCUUGCCUGACUGCCUUAAACUCCUAUAGGCCUCCAGAUUUAGCUCAGGACUCAUGUAUAUUACAGUAAUAACUGAGUCAGGGAUCCCAAAUACAAUGCACUUCCAUUUUGGAGCAUGCAGGGUUUUAGCCUAUGGCACAUGAGUAAGGUCCUGUUUAUGCUAUACAUUGGAACUGUUUUGUAGCUACCGUCUCUGACCCAGUUGCAACUGCUGUACAGCUGGGCUCUCUAAGGGUAAAGCUUUCUACUAGGUUUGGUGUGAGGUUAAAGGAUAUCUCUCCUUUCACAGCAAAACACAAAAGGGAAACAGUUAUUUAGGAAGCCCUGCACUGAGUUUGAGUCAUCAACCACUUGCAGGAGGAGGUGUAGAUAAGGGGGAAAAGACUAAUGAAGCAACUUCCUGAAGGAGGAAGCAUGGUCCUUGAGCUGCUUCGAACUCCUGGGGCUCUGAACAGCCAUGCCCAUGAACAGCAAGCACCUCGACACUGCACCCCAGACAGCAUAGCUGAGUUAGGAGUUGCGCUACUAGUGACUGCCUCACUGAGCGGGUAGCAGGCCCACCGCAGGCGUUAAUAUUGUCUGUUAUCUCUGCAGGAAAUGCUAGGGGGUUGGUCAGGCACAGUGCCACGACUAUGCCUGGCCAAAUCUGAGGCAUGCUAACCACCCGCUGAGGGCAGCAGGGCCCAGCUGUUAACUUGGGGAAAGGGGGAGGUUGGCUGCAGCUCUGCUUCCUCCCCUCCCAGACUUUGUUUGACAUAUGCACACAGUUCCCUCUCUUUUAUCCAAAAGGGGAGCCCUUAAUUCACACUGAUUUAGUAAGCAUUAAUAAUCUAACCUUUUAUCUGAUGUUUAUAUUUCAUGGACUGUAGCCAUUGUAAAAAUACUGUGUGACAUACCCAGGAUACAAGCUGGAGAAAAACCAAGGAGUGCUCCGCACCCAUGGGGCUGGACACCAAUCUGCUGUUCAGUGGCUGGCCCCCAGCAGCUGUGCCACCGAGCAGCUGUUGGGCAGGGCUGCCCUGCCAUGCUCUGCCCCACAGUGCCCUUAAGGGGGGGGGGUGCAGAGUGGGACCUCACAGGAGGGGGAGCAGAGUCCGUGUAGGGGCACCCACGGGCUAACGCAAAAGUCAUUGCCUGUGGGUACCACCACGUCUCACAGCAGCCAUUCACCUUAGCUGCUCUGUUUAGUUGUUUUAGGAAUGCUUAAUGGUCCUGCUGUAGCCUUUUAAACAACACGUUUGAAGUGAAUAUUAUAGGAGUGGAGCAGGGCAGAUUUGAGCGGCAGGAAGGGGUAAAAGGUCAGUUACAGUUCAGGUUGCUGGUGACUGUUCUUUAAAAGGAAAUGCAAUCAUUUUGUACAAGCGUAACCACUUGUGUAGAUGGGGUAGUGGAGGCCACCUUCCAAGAGUGCCCCUGUUAGCAAGCAUAGAAACAGUGCUGCUUGAGACUCCUUGCCAUUGGGAAGAAGGAAUGGAAAUAGCCCUCUUUAGACACAUAAUCAGCAUAUGGCUAAAGGGACAGAGAAGUUAAAGUCAGUCCUGUUUUGUAUUUGUUUUUGGGCCACUGCUUACCAGCUAAUAGGUAAAAUGGUGAAGCAGGUGUAAUGCACUUAUAUCCCACACAGGAAUGGGAUUACUGCAUUUUAUUUAAGUCUCAGCAGUAGCUUCACUCCAAUUUUUGGUACAUCAUUUAAACAUAUACUGAGGCUUACCAACCUGUGAGGUGGGACUCCUAUAGUGUAAUUAAAUGUAUAAUCAAAUGUUUGUAGAUUGUUUUAGAACCUUGGGUGAGAUUUCAGGGUAGCAGCCGUGUUAGUCUGUAUCCUCACAAAGAACAGGAGUACUUGUGGCACCUUAGAGACUAACAAAUUUAUUAGAGCAUAAGCUUU
Messenger RNA from Chrysemys picta bellii (western painted turtle), 8283 nucleotides. It is a transcript of the gene PLXNC1, whose product is annotated as plexin C1. NCBI's taxonomy places the organism in Eukaryota, Metazoa, Chordata, Testudines, Emydidae. Gene Ontology annotation, cellular component: semaphorin receptor complex; plasma membrane. The record is from RefSeq and is a predicted model, not a curated record. Gene Ontology annotation, biological process: regulation of cell shape; regulation of cell migration; negative regulation of cell adhesion. Gene Ontology annotation, molecular function: protein binding; semaphorin receptor activity.